Molecule: messenger RNA, 1023 nt
Organism: Fusarium mangiferae
Lineage: Eukaryota; Fungi; Ascomycota; Sordariomycetes; Hypocreales; Nectriaceae
Product: related to glycerate-and formate-dehydrogenases
Exons: 2
Coding region: 1-1023 (340 amino acids)
Cellular component (GO): cytosol
Molecular function (GO): glyoxylate reductase (NADPH) activity; hydroxypyruvate reductase [NAD(P)H] activity; NAD binding
Source: RefSeq, a predicted model, not a curated record
AUGGCAUCAGGAAUCGACUCUGAGAAAAAACCCCGCGUCGUCGCCCUCGGAAAACCCGAAUUCAUCAGUGAUGAGUACAUCGAAGACUUCGAGAAAGAUUUUGAUUAUGAUGUCCUUGAUGCUAGUAACCUCCAAGACGCCUUAGAGAAGCUCCCUCUCAUGCUCCAGCAACACGGCCCAAUCGAUGCCUUCAUCGUCAGAAUGGGCAGAGCUCCUUAUCGCCCCUUCCAAGAUAUCUUCAAACUUCUCGCUCCUCACUGCAAGAUCAUUGCCUCGGCAGCAGCCGGCUACGACGAUUUUAAUGUCGAUUGGUUAACUCGAGAGGGGAUUUGGCUCUGCAACAGCGUUGAUGCCGUCGCUGAAGCCACCGCUGAUAUGGCUCUCUUUCUCAUCUUAGCUGUUGUGAGAGACACAUACCGCGGUGAGCGCUCAGUGCGCGAUGGGAGCUGGAGAGGUCCUGUUGUUCCCAGUAGAGAUCCUUUAGGCAUGACACUCGGGAUCAUAGGCAUGGGCGCCAUCGGGAAGUAUCUUGCCAAGCGAGCUGUUGCUUUCAACAUGCGGAUCAAGUACUACAAUCGUCGACAGUUGAGCGCUGAAGAGGAAGCAACGUACAGCGCUACGUACUGCCCGUCGUUGCAUGACUUACUCUCCCAGUCGGAUGUCGUCUCAGUCAACUGUCCUCUGAACAAGGAAACAGAGAAUCUUAUCUCGACUAAAGAAUUUUCAGCAAUGAAAGACGGUGCUUUCAUCGUUAAUACUGCACGGGGAGCUAUCAUCGACGAAUAUGCCCUUAUUGAGGCCUUGGAAAGUGGCAAGAUUACACGUGCUGGACUGGAUGUCUUUUUGAACGAGCCUGAUGUGAACGAUUACUUCAGAACAAGUGAUAAAGUCGUCGUUCAGCCUCAUGCUGGUGGUCUGACAGAUGUCGCUUUUCAGAGAGGGGAGCGAGAGGCUUUCGAGAACAUCAAGGCUUUUUUCAAGACCGGAUCGCCCAUAACGCCUGUCAAUAAUCCUAAGAAGUAG